Messenger RNA from Acaulospora colombiana, 522 nucleotides. Lineage: Eukaryota; Fungi; Glomeromycota; Glomeromycetes; Diversisporales; Acaulosporaceae. The record is from the annotation of a GenBank genome assembly.
AUGGCAGUUUGCACAAUUUCGCAACUUUCGGCGUUCGGUUGUAGCAAGACACUGCCCGGGAAAAAACUCGUGGGAACCUUCAAGGUUGCAAGAUCGGAGGAUACUGAAUUUCCAAUAGGUACCGUUGUUUUCGAUGAUAACACUGGAAAAUUGGCUUGUCACCUUUCCGGCGAUUUUCAACCAUGCUGGCUCUCAGGGAGAGUCGCAUUAACAGAGUGGAACUUCAUGUUGAAUCGAUUACCAAAUGGGCAAAUUUGUUCGAUGUAUCUUGAAGUGGUGCAAGUAGAGUUGGACGAAGAGAGCAUGGAAACUCCGGAAACCAACUCAGACCGAACAUUGUUGGAACAAUUCUUACCAACCUUUCCCGCUCCCGCUACGAUCUCCACGCCACACAGAAGCACAAAUUUGAUUGGAAAAGUUCACAUAACACGAAGGGAUAACUCCUUUCAGCAAAACGCGAAACGUGGGUCCGCGCGGAAUAAGAAUGAAUUGGCGAGACGUGGGUGGGUUCGCGAAACGUGA